GCCUGCCUUUUACUUGCUGUAUGUUGCAGAAUUAAGUGGAGAACCUGAUGGCAGAAUUUAAGGUGUCCGAAUUCUGUGAAAGCAACAUCUGAAAUCUUUGUGAUGAUUUCAGGAGCCGGUUUGUUAUAAAUCUUCUUUUAAAACAUCGGAUGCUGACUGUAUUAUUCCUGAAGCUUUCCUUUUCAGAAAGAAGAUGAUUUCUGGGAAACCUCGGUGAAAGAUUGCAACCUGAUCGGGAAUUGACCGGAAAACUUUUGGUGCACGGGAUGACGUUCGACCAACUGAGCCACUCUGGUCAUUUCAGAAAAAUGAGGAUACUUUUUACAGUCAUGGCCUACUGUCAUUUGUUGAAAGCAUUUACUAUCACAGUUCCUAAGGACCUGUAUGUGGUAGAGUAUGGCAGCAAUGUGACAAUGGAAUGCCAAUUUCCAGUAGUAACACAGUUAGACCUGUUUGCAUUAGUUGUCUACUGGGAAAAAGGGCGAAAGAAAGUUAUUCAGUUUGUAAAUGGAGAGGAAGACCCGAAGUUUCAACACAGUAGCUACAGCCAGAGGGCCCAUCUGUUGAAAGACCAGCUCUUUUUGGGAAAGGCUGCACUUCAGAUCACAGAUGUGAAAUUGCAGGAUGCAGGGGUUUACUACUGCUUGAUCAGCUACGGUGGCGCCGACUACAAGCGGAUUACUUUAAAAGUUAAUGCCCCAUACCGUAAAAUCAACCAAAGAAUUUCUGUGGAUCCAGACACCUCUGAACAUGAACUAACAUGUCAGGCUGAGGGUUACCCUGAGGCUGAAGUCACCUGGACAAGCAGUGACCACCGAGUCCUGAAUGGCAAAACCACCAUCACUAGUUCUGACAGAGAUGAGAAACUUCUCAAUGUGACCAGUAUACUUAGAAUCAACACAACAACUAAUGAGAUUUUCUACUGCACUUUUCGGAGAUCAGGUCUUGAGGAAAACAGUACAGCUAAGUUGGUCAUCCCAGAACCACCUAUAGUUCCAGGAAAUCCAAGGACUCACUUGGCAGUUCUGGGAUCUGUCCUGUUGUUCCUUGUAGCCCUGGCAGUGGUCUUCUGUCUACAAAGAGAUGUUACAGUGACAGAUGUGGAAAAAUGUGUCACUCGAGACAGGAACUCAAAGAAACAAAAUGAUACACAGUUGGAGGAGACGUAAUCUGGCAUUGAAACUUCUGAUCUUAACUCAGGGAUUCUCAGCCUGUGGUUCGAGUUUGUCAGGGCUGAGCAUCACCAAAGGUGCUCACUGGGCCAGUGCGCUGCAGACAACGUAGACAGAAGGCUCAAGCACUGAAGCUGGAAGCUGGAAAAGGAGACGAGAACAAGGAACGAUGGAGUUGGAAAGCAUAGCGUGGAAGGAAACCUCAAUGCUUCAAAAUGACUGGGAGACUCAUCAGUGCAUAUGAAAGGGAGAAAGGACACUUCUGUAUGAUGAGCCUCCGUGCAAAUUGUCCAUCACUCAUCCUAAGAAAACAAGUUGAGAUUCCCUGAUUUAAUGGUCAAUUCCUGCAAAAGUGCCCUUUGCCUUCACUGUU
Molossus molossus (Pallas's mastiff bat) is the source of this 1545-nucleotide messenger RNA. RefSeq names its product CD274 molecule (gene CD274). Lineage: Eukaryota; Metazoa; Chordata; Mammalia; Chiroptera; Molossidae. Gene Ontology annotation, biological process: cell surface receptor signaling pathway; T cell costimulation; negative regulation of T cell proliferation. The transcript is spliced from 8 exons. Bases 267 to 1169 code for a protein of 300 amino acids. Gene Ontology annotation, cellular component: external side of plasma membrane. The record is from RefSeq and is a predicted model, not a curated record.